AUGACUUUUCUCGUGGGAAAGCCUCUCACCUACGCCAUCACGGCCACUGCCGGUAGUGGCUUUCUACUCUUUGGAUAUGACCAAGGUGUUAUGUCCGGUCUGUUGAGCGGUGAUGCUUUUGUCAAGACCUUCCCUGAGAUCGAUACCACUACGGGCGGGCAUGGCAGCUCGUCGUUACAGGGCACGGUUGUUGCCAUCUACGAGAUUGGCUGCUUCCUCGGUGCCCUGGUCUCCCUGUUUGCAGGUGAACGCUUGGGUCGUCGCAUGUGCAUCAUGCUGGGCUGCAUCAUCCUCAGCAUCGGUGCUGCCCUGCAGGCCAGUGCUUACUCAAUUCCUCAUAUGAUUGUCGGUCGGGUUGUGGCGGGCAUUGGAAACGGUCUCAACACUAGUACUAUUCCUGUAUGGCAUUCGGAACUGAGCAAGGCUGCGAGUCGAGGAAAGGGGCUUGCUAUCGAACUUUGCAUCAAUAUCUUCGGUGUCAUGACUGCCUACUGGGUUGACUACGGUAUGAGCUACGUGCUCAACGAAUCACAGUUUCGAUUCCCAAUUGGCCUACAAAUCCUCUUUGCCAUUAUCACAUUUAUCGGCGUGCUAAUGCUGCCCGAGUCACCUCGCUGGCUCGUUGCCCACGGCCGACCCGACGAAGCCCGCCGCGUCCUCUGGGCCAUUCAGCCCAACGCCCGAGAGAUCGAGGAGACCGACCCCGUUGUCAACCUUGACGUUGCAGAGAUUGCACAGGCCGUGGCCGAGGAGAACAGUGCCACCGAGAAGGGUUCUUUCAAGAUGGUGUUCAAGAACGGACCUCAGCGGUUCUUCCACCGCACGCUCUUGGGCAUGGGUGGCCAGAUGAUGCAGCAGCUGUCGGGUGUCAAUUUGAUUACCUACUAUAAUACCGUCAUCUUCGAAAAGUCGGUCGGAAUGAGUCACAACACCGCGCUCUUGCUGGCCGGCUUCAACGGCGUGGCGUAUUUCCUGUCGACUUUGGUUCCGAUCUGGACGAUCGAUCGACUUGGACGUCGUAAGCUAAUGCUCUUCGCCGCUGCCGGACAAUGUGCCUGCAUGGCCAUCUUGGCUGGUACCGUCUGGGACGGUAGCCACGCGUCCGGCUUGGUGGCGACCGUCAUGCUUUUCCUGUUUAACUUCUUCUUUGGAGUUGGUCUGCUGGCUAUCCCGUGGUUGUUACCCGCGGAAUACGCGCCCCUGGCUAUUCGAACCCGCGCAGCUGCCCUGGCCACGGCAACCAACUGGAUCUUCACCUUCUUGGUCGUGGAAAUCACUCCCGUCAGUAUCGACAACAUUGGCUACCAGACGUAUAUUUACUUUGCGGUAUUCAAUUUCUGCUUCCUCCCGCUCAUCUACUUCUUCUACCCCGAGCCCCGCAACCUCACGCUGGAGCAAGUGGACCGGCUGUUCACGGGCGAAAAGGUGCUGCUGCACUGGCAUCCGUCGAUGGGAGCCGCGGGGGAUCCGAACCAUCGCGUGGGCGAGAAAGAGGCGGAGUCGGUGGGGGUGCAGCAUGUCGAGUGA
Messenger RNA from Aspergillus affinis, 1527 nucleotides. Its product is annotated as sugar transporter. Lineage: Eukaryota; Fungi; Ascomycota; Eurotiomycetes; Eurotiales; Aspergillaceae. Gene Ontology annotation, molecular function: carbohydrate:proton symporter activity. Gene Ontology annotation, biological process: transmembrane transport; carbohydrate transport. The record is from RefSeq and is a predicted model, not a curated record. The coding region runs from base 1 to 1527 and encodes 508 amino acids. The transcript is spliced from 12 exons. Gene Ontology annotation, cellular component: membrane.